UCCAGAGAGCACCGAGUCCGAGAGGGAAACGAGUCAUGGAUCCCCAAAACCCCAGUUACCCCCACAUUCGUCUUCUCUCAACAAUUUUCAUGGAACUUUCCCGACCCGUCAACUCAGCUCGGACGAUUCCACUUCCUACGCUCGUUGAACUCGCCGAUGAUGCUCAAAGCCAAGCUCAGGCUCCCCGAGAAAGCUCGGCGAGCAUUUCCUGACCGGCUCGGAAGCCUAGUCGCCGGCUUCGAAGACAAGGACGAAGAGAAUGUAAGCUCCGAUCCGAUGUUCGAGUCCGGCGAAGAACUUGAGACGUUUCAGCCAAAUGGGUUUGGGUCGGAUCGAGAAAUCGGCGACUAUGACGACGAGGAUGAGAAGUCCGACGAUGAGUUGGACCUCCGGGUCCGGCAAAAGCCAGAUAAAGAAGUGGCAGCUUCGGUUUCUCCGUCGAAAAUUAUCGCCGUGGAUGAGAAAAGAUCGGACCUAGAGUAUGAGUUAACACAAAAGGAGAUAAAUUUGGAAAAGUUGCAAAGAAUCGCUGGUUCGGGGCUUCCUGAUGGAGGAGGUUUACGGGCAACAGCUUGGAAGCUGCUUUUGGGUUAUUUACCUGCUUCUCGUGACUUGUGGGAAAAAGAGUUGAUUGAGAAUCGGUUAAAGUACGCUAAGCUAAAGGAGGAGCUUCUCUUGAGUCCUUCCGAAUUCUCAAGGAGAAAAGGUGAAGCAUUGAGUUCUAACGAGCAGUGUGCUGACAGUGAUAUUGAUGGACCACUUGAGCGACAAGACAUUUCUCAUGAAGAUCACCCUCUGAACCUUGGUAAGGCAAGCGUCUGGCAUCAGUACUUCGAGUUUACUGAGAUUGCAGAGCAGAUUGACCGCGAUUUGCAACGCACACACCCAGAUAUGAAAUUUUUUUCAGGGGACUCAUCACUGAGUAGGAGAAACAAAGAAGCAAUGAGAAACAUUCUUCUCUUAUUCGCAAAACUUAAUCCUGCAAUCCGUUAUGUGCAAGGCAUGAAUGAGGUCCUGGCACCAAUAUACUAUGUAUUUAGUACUGACACUGACGAACAAAAUGCUGCAAAUGCAGAAGCAGAUAGUUUUUCUUGUUUUGUUCGGCUCCUGAGCGACUCAGUGGAUCACUUUUGUCAACAAUUAGAUAAUUCUGCAGUGGGUAUCCAUUCUACUCUUUCCCGCUUAUCGGAGUUAUUAAAAACCAAUGAUGAGGAAUUGUGGAGGCAUCUUGAAUUCACAACCAAGGUUAACCCGCAAUUCUAUGCAUUCAGGUGGAUCACUUUGCUACUUACUCAAGAGUUCAGUUUUAGUUCCAUCUUGAGGAUUUGGGAUUCUCUUUUAAGCAACCCUUUUGGUGUUCAGGACAUGCUUUUGCGGGUGUGUUGUGCAAUGCUGGUGUGCGUGAAGAGCAGGCUAUUGAGUGGCGACUUUAUAGCCAACUUAAAACUUUUACAGCAUUACCCUGAAAUCAACCUUGAUCACCUUCUCCGGGUAGCCCGGGAUAUCACUCCGGACACGUCUUCCUUUCAUUUGCCUCUGUAAAUCCAUCACAUUAUAUUUACCGAUGUACCCAAGAAAAUCCUGAAAAAGAAGAUUACUGGUUUUCUAUUCAAAUUCAUAUCUUGUUUGAAA
This is a messenger RNA of Cornus florida, 1632 nucleotides long. RefSeq lists its product as uncharacterized. The record is from RefSeq and is a predicted model, not a curated record. The transcript has 9 exons. Gene Ontology annotation, molecular function: GTPase activator activity. Bases 157 to 1542 code for a protein of 461 amino acids. Lineage: Eukaryota; Viridiplantae; Streptophyta; Magnoliopsida; Cornales; Cornaceae. Gene Ontology annotation, biological process: activation of GTPase activity; intracellular protein transport.